AUGGUUGAGACGAGGAGGAGCAGGUUGAGGACGGAUGAUGUGGGAUCAGGGCAUAUGACAUGGUCGGCGAGGCUCAACGUGGCGAACCUUCACCAGUCGUUCCGAUGCUUCAUGGUGUUCUUUGCAUGCUACCUGCUAGUCUCGGUCGUCUUGACAUCGAUGGUGUUCUUCAAGAACUUCGACAACUUGGGCCAGCAGCUCAUGUUUGCCUCGGACCACUGCCCUCGUCUGCUCCCCAGCAAGAGGAUUCUUCUAUGCUCCAUCCUUCGCAACGCUAACCUCGUCCUUCCUGCAUGGCGCAAGUCAGUCGUGGGCCUGGCGGAGUGCGUGAAGAAGAGAGGAGGGGAGCUCCUGGUGAGCGUGUGGAGCGACAAGAACACUGAUGACGUCACGUCGCCGGAGCUUCAGAAGCUCUCGGAGCAGCUCAAGACCAUUGGGGUCAAGCAUGUCGUAGAGCACAACGGGAAAAUGCCCGAGGAGAAGCAGAAGGCCAACAGGAUCGUUCGGCUCUCCUGGGCCCGCAACCAGGCGCUUGAGCAGCUGGGCCUCGAAGUCCUUGACCAUGUCGACGCCAUUCUCUUCAUCAACGACGUGCUGUGGACGGUGAAGGACGCGAUGAAGUUGCUGCACGAGCAGAGGAAGGAGGGUUACGACGCUCUUUGCGGGUUGGACUACAUGUACAACUUCUACGAUACCUGGGUGAGUCGGUCAGACAGCCUGGGCCCGUUCUCAGGUUUCUACCCGUGGGUACACAAGUCGGAUGCGAGCCUGACCUCGCUGUCUGCUGCUGUCAACUCCAGGACCUUCCGUGUCGGCAGCUGCUGGAACGGAAUGUUUGUCGCCAACGCCGUUCCCUUCGGUAGCAAGCACAAAGUUCGCUUCAGGACGGGGCAGCAAUUCUACAGCGCCGUCCUGCUCCUGCGCUCUCCCCCCUCGGAUCCUUCUGAUGUCACCGGGGAGCUCCUGCACUUUCAUGCUGGCCGCUCGUCUCCUGUCGACGGGCCGAGGAUGUACGAGCUCGCAGCGGGAGGGAAGGACGAGGUCGGUGUGCUCUGGGCGGGGAACCUGACGCAGGUGCUGGUCGUGUCCAACGGCAGCCGAUACCUCUACUCUGAGGCAGACGGGCAGGGGCAGGUCGUGCGCCCUCGAGCUGGGGCUCCAGCUGAGUUCAGCGGUCGCCUCCUCCACCUUCGUCCGAUCAGUUACAAGGAGAUCCGAUGGCCCGAGUGUGAGCCGAGCAGCGAGUCGCUGCUGUAUGCCGUUGACUUCCACAGGCUGGGCUACUCGAAGAUGGCCGUCGACCCCAGCGUCCGCGUCUUCUACUCGUCGAUCCACGUGGUUUUCUCCUUCUUCCUCGUGUAUCCAGCUGAGGCGAUGCUGAGCUUGUACUGGCGCCUGGUUGAGCUCCUCGGGUUGACACGGCGGGUUGAACGAUGGGAGCUCCCAUACGACAAUAAGACGCUGGGCAGCACAACUUGCAUCAGGCCCGAGCCUGACUUUCCUUUCUUUCUUCUCCCUCUGCUCCCCCUGGUCCUGGUCCUCCUUCUCUUCGCCAUCGUGAUUACUCGCUGGCACUUUGGCCGCAAGGCGCAGGAGGGAAAACGUACCAACUUGGCCUACCGGAGACUAGGGUCAGCCUCUGAGCGGCAUGAAAGGGACCUCGAGAUGGCGAUCUGA
Guillardia theta CCMP2712 is the source of this 1677-nucleotide messenger RNA. RefSeq lists its product as hypothetical. Bases 1 to 1677 code for a protein of 558 amino acids. The transcript has a single exon. NCBI's taxonomy places the organism in Eukaryota, Cryptophyceae, Pyrenomonadales, Geminigeraceae. The record is from RefSeq and is a predicted model, not a curated record.